Molecule: messenger RNA, 2287 nt
Organism: Salvelinus sp. IW2-2015
Lineage: Eukaryota; Metazoa; Chordata; Actinopteri; Salmoniformes; Salmonidae
Gene: cplx3b
Product: complexin 3b
Biological process (GO): synaptic vesicle exocytosis; neurotransmitter transport; regulation of neurotransmitter secretion
Cellular component (GO): SNARE complex; terminal bouton
Molecular function (GO): syntaxin binding
Source: RefSeq, a predicted model, not a curated record
AGAGUUGAGAAUAAAACUUGUUGGCUCAGAUAUUUGUGCAGCCACGUCCUCUCUUGCUAACUUCCCCACUCAACGCGGAGCUGUCCAUUGGCACUGGUGCUGAAACGCGUCUAUUCUCAAUCCCUCACAGCGGUGCACGACGGAGUGUCGAGAGUAAAACAUUUGGAUGAUUGUAUUGACUUUUUCCAUAUAUUUUUGAGACACUUCGAUGGAUAUACAUUGAUUUACUCAGCUUUCAUCAAGAGCGCAUCAAAGGUCCACGUUCUGACCCGGUCAGUUAACGGACUCUUAAGAGGCAGAAAGAUGGCUUUUAUGGUGAAACAAAUGGUGGGAGGGCAUGUGAAGAACCUGACCGGGGGUUUGACUGAGGAAAAGCCCGAAGGAGAGAAAUCGGAAGCCGCAGCGGCAGGAAUGACCCAGGAGGAAUUUGAACAAUAUCAACAACAGUUAGAGGAGGAAAAGCAGGAACGAGAUGCUAGUUUUGCCCAGAAGAAAGCUGAGCGGGCAACAGUUAGAAGUCACUUCCGGGACAAAUACAGACUGCCAAAGAAUGAGCUGGAUGACACUCAGAUCCAGCAGGCGGGGGAUGACGUGGAGCUGCCCACAGAGCUAGCCAAGAUGAUCGCUGACGACAACAAGGAGGAGGAGUCCAAAACGUCUGUUCUGGGCCAGCUGACCAACAUCCAGAAUGUGGACAUGGACCAGCUGAAGGACAAGGCCCAGGCCACYCUGGAAGACCUCAAACAGUCUGCUGAGAAGUGCAAUCUCAUGUGAUCUGGCUGGCUGACUGAAUUCCUGCUCUCUCUCUAUCUCUCCCUCCCUUACUCUCUUUAUCUGUACAACAAAGGAUCUAUGUAAGAUAUCAUAUGAUCUAUGAUCAUGUACAAACGUUGAUAGUCAUGUUGCUUUGAAUACACACACAUACAGUCAACACUGCCUCACACACACAAACAUACUGCAGCAGCUUCUGGCCAAGGAAUCAGAGUAAACACUGUCUAAGCUGUGGGGGAAUCAGAGUWAACACUGUCUAAACUGUGGGGGAAUUAGAGUAAACACUGUCUAAACUGUGGGGGAAUUAGAGUAAACACCGUCUAAGCUGUGGGGGAAUUAGAGUAAACACUGUCUAAACUGUGGGGGAAUUAGAGUAAACACUGUCUAAGCUGUGGGGGAAUUAGAGUAAACACUGUCUAAACUGUGGGGGAAUUAGAGUAAACACUGUCUAAGCUGUGGGGGAAUUAGAGUAAUAGUCUUAUGCCAAAGACCCUUCGCAGAAAACCAUUCAGACAAUGGCACAAAGUAUAUCAACUAGUCAUAUUAAGUGUGAGACUAAAUCAAACUUUCUUGUCUUGGGACCACAUUCAGUACAUUACAAACCAAGUGUCUGUUAUAUCUAUUGCAGGUGUAAAUGUAUUUGCAGUUAGCCUGUUCUGUCGUCCAUCUAGUCUAUGGUCAUUAACUCGUUGGGGCCUUGCUAAGAGACAGCUCGUCCUCUGUGAUGCCAACCCAUCUAACCUUUCAACUCUGGCCUUUAACCUGUCCUCAUAUUGACCCCUGACCUCUCCAUCUCAGUGCUGUUUUGUGCCGGUGGUUUGGUGUCGUUUAGCUGCUAUGAUAUGUCAAGUGCUGUCUUUSAAAAUGUCAUCCUAUGGCUGAGUGCUGGUCAUAGUGUUUAAUAAGUACACAAUACUAUGAACAUAUAUGAACAUAGAGUACUUGGUAUUUGUCUGAAUUGUUGUUGUAUCACUAAGUAAAGACGCAGGUGAGAGCGGGAGAGGGGUUCGUCAACCUUAUUUAGUAAUAUACAAUAUAUAUUUAUUUAAUACAGUGGUUCAUGUCUUGUAAUAGUUGAACAGUCCUUUUGUGACAUUACAGUAAUUGCAUUUGAAGAAAGGAUGGUGAACAUGCCUUAGUAGCUUGUUUUAUGUGAUAGCUACUUUGUGCUUUCUUGUCAGUUCCAUGAAGCAAAACAAACAAGUGUGAAUAUAAUUCAUUCUUACUCAAGUCUUACAGAGCCUGAUCACCUAUACAUAUAUCUCUGUAUUAAAGUGUGUGACCUGCAAUGAUACUUUAAAGCCAACAACAAGAGCUUCUUUCAUUUCCAGUCACCCUAUGGGGUGAUUCAGSUUGAUCUCAAGAUGAUAUUUCAGGAAGAGACAUGUUGUUCAUGAUGUUUCUGUUUCCUGUCCAUUCUUUGCUUCUUUUACAUCGUCUUUGUUGUUCAGUGCUGUAUGAACCUUAUUGAUUUUUGACUGACUAUUGAAACCAUAAUAAACAGAUUUUUAUGAUG